Messenger RNA from Pararge aegeria (speckled wood butterfly), 5134 nucleotides. RefSeq names its product gastrula zinc finger protein XlCGF57.1-like. The coding region runs from base 571 to 2250 and encodes 559 amino acids. Gene Ontology annotation, biological process: regulation of DNA-templated transcription. The record is from RefSeq and is a predicted model, not a curated record. Lineage: Eukaryota; Metazoa; Arthropoda; Insecta; Lepidoptera; Nymphalidae. Gene Ontology annotation, molecular function: DNA-binding transcription factor activity, RNA polymerase II-specific; RNA polymerase II cis-regulatory region sequence-specific DNA binding. The transcript has 11 exons.
AUGACGUUUUCAUAACCUGUAUACAUACUGUAUACCUAGUGUGUCAAGCUUCAGCUUGUGUUUUCGUUUUUGUUUUGUUUGAUACUAUAUUGUGAUUAAAAAUAUUAUUGUGGACUUUACUAUGUAUCUGUAAUCGUGGUAUAAAAAGUGAGUGCAAGACAUUUAUAUACGUUGAGUAGACACAGUGAACUUUUUCGCGCCUAAAAAAGUGAGACAAAUUAUCUAAAAAAUUAAUAUCUCUAUAUAUUGGAUGUAAAACUUUUUGGUUAGUGCUAAAAUGUUUCCGCCAGUAGUUCGUUUAGAAUUCAGGUAGAUUUGAAUCGAUGUCGAGGCGAAAUUUAGCCCACCCUCCUAAACCGACUAAAGUGGGGUCCCCCGCCCUCCGUAGGGGAAGUAAGGGCAGACAAAGGGUAGUCACCCUAUUCGGAGGGGAGCCUUUGGCGGUUGCGAGCGGUAGGGGAAGGAAUUUACUAUUUCAAGUUCUUUUUUAACGCGCCUCGCAAGUGUGGGGAACUUUGUGACCUCGUGAAUUUUUGUUUUUGGUCUGAGAAAGUUUUAAAAGUGUUCCCAAUGUCUCUGGAAGAUCAAUUAUUCGAAGAUCCGGACUCCAUGGAGUUGAUGUUAAAAAAGGCUUUAAUAGCAAAAGGCAAGUUAGCAACAAUAACCACUGAGAAAGGAGUAACACAGUUCACAUGCAUGCAAUGUUCAGCUCAAUAUGAUGCCAAGGAGAAGAUAGAGUUGCAUCUAUUCUCGCAUUAUCAUGCAUAUAGAUACUUGUGCCCUGUCUGUGGAACUGGUUUAAAACGCAAAGAGCACCUAGACAGACACAUGCAGGAACACACCGAAUACCGUCCGCAUAUCUGCCCGGACUGCGGGAAGGCCUUCAAGAGGAAGGAGCACCUAAACAUACACAGCUCAAUACAUAAAGGAGACAAGGCACUCUCCUGCACUCUUUGUGAUAAAUCUUUUUACCGCAAGGACCACCUCCAGAAGCACCUCCAAACACACAACAAGUACAUUCUACAGUACAUGGAUCAGAACAAUAUUUCAUUGACUGAGCCGGAGCUGGACAUCAAGGAGGAAGUGGAAGACUUUGAUGACAUCCAUCCAAUAAUAACGAGCGUUCAAAGCAUUGCUGAGUGCGACACAUCAUUGGAGAUGGAUGACAAAAAUGACUCCUCGACGGAUUACUGCCAGGACUUUCCCAAAGACGUGGGGAUGUACGACAUCACACGACCGCAUCUGUGCACGGAAUGUGGAAAGAGUUACAAGAGAAAAGAUCACCUAAAGAUCCACAGCUGGACUCACAAGAAGAAGGAAGUGUUAUGCAGGCAGUGCGGAAAAGCAUUUCACACGGAGGACCAAAUGAUGGUGCACGUGAAUUUGGUCCACAUCCGAUCGCACGAGGGUGGCGGUGGCAUAUCGCAGCUCAAAGCUAUGUUGGGCGACCAGAUCGACGUUGAAGUUAUUAAACCGUCCCAACUAUUAGUGCAGAGAAGGAGUGAUUCAGACGAGUACAGACCUCACGAAUGUCCGAUAUGCCACCGCAAGUUCAAGAGGAAACAGCAUCUUAAAGUGCACGCCAACGUCCACCUUAAACAGCCGCAUGCUAUCUGGUGCUCCAGAUGUAAUGAAGGUUUUACUACUAAUGAGCAAUUUGGGAUACAUAAUUGCCAAUGGUUAAACUAUGAUCUCAGUGAGAACGGUGAAAACGGAGAAUUCGAAUCGGCGCAAGAGAGUCUACCUCUGGAAGCUAAGAAAGAAAAUAAUCCCAUGGAAUUAGUUGAGGUGGUAGUGGAUGAACCAUCAUCAGACAUAUCAGUGGAAUCCGAAGCUCACUUGCCGACACCGCGGCGUGUAUUCGUCUGCAAGUUCUGUUCCAAGCCCUUCAAGCGGAAAGACCACUACAAGAUACAUCUACAUGUACACACUGGCAUCAAGUCCUGCUUCUGUCCCGAUUGCGGGAAAGGUUUCUACCGCAAAGACCAUCUACAAAAGCACAUGAUAGUGCACGCGAAGUUCAAGACGCGGCCACGACCACGAAAGGAGAUACCAGACCUCUUCCCGAUUAAUAUGAUGGCCAGGAAAGAGGUUAAGCCGGAGAUCACAAUACGAGCACCGUCCAACGCGAAGUUACGUGUCCCGCUGCAGAUAAAGGUACCUUACCAGAUGGUGAUGUCAAUGGACAGCGGCGAGAAAACCGUCACAAUCGACCCGCAAACUGGCCAUCAACAGGAAACCAUACAGUAAUUAGGUGUAUCUACUACUACUAGGCAAAUACGUUGACUUCUCAUCACAAGGGCUCUUGGAAAGGGGAUAAAGGCCGAUGGGGUAUUAUAGUACUGAUGAUGAUGAUGAAGAUGAUAAAGAACUUUUAUUCCACAACUCUUUCCACCGAGAGAAUUAACUGUACAAAGAUUUUAUAAAAAUUACGCAGUGACAACCAUAACAUCAGCUGUGCUCACAUUCAAGGUCAAAUGGAUUUACGGAUAACUAUUGAUACGGUGAAACAUAAAAGAUGAAGGCCCUAGAUACUAACUUACGCAAACACAAUUUUACUAAAUAAUUUUAGGUUCUAUCACUUUUAAGAUAACUUUUAUAUGAACUGUUCAAAUAUAUAUGUUAAUUUAAAUUAUAAUCACCAUGACAUGUGGUUUUUUAGGUUGGGUUCUUGUCCCACUUCUCAGAUAACCUGACUUAAGAUGGGUUUUAUCCUUGACAUAAAAUACAGCCAAUCUGCCUCUAAAUGUUUCUCAUGAUUUCGUAAAAAGACGUGUAUGCCGAGAUGUUUAAAAUUCAUGUCACAAAAUGCAUUUCUUGCAUGCUUAUGACGCGAUCGUUUUCUUGGUUUAUUUAUGCUAUACUAGCGGACCCCAGCGCCAUCUGUCGGGCUGAUUUGUGAAUCUUAACCAUCCAGGGUGCCACCCAAACGCAUACCAAAAAAUUCAUUCAAAUCGGUCCAUCCGGCUCGGAUUGUUUUUUUUAUUCCAUCGUUGAAAUAUAGUAUUUACAAAAGUGGCGACAUUGAUGCGCGAGACAAACCGAACACGUUUUAGGCACGAGAUGGGAAAAAUAUCAUUGGUGCCGAUUUUAAGCACGCCCUGUACUUAAGACUUACAUCCGUGUUUUUGCUGCAUAUGCUUCGGUAAUUACCAAAUUCAGUAGUAAAAUACAACACCCAUUCAAUUUUUCUUUGAAUUUAGCCGCUUAUAUACGCAACAGACCGAUUAACAGAAAACAUACAAUUUAGCAGAGACCAACAAGCUGCUGAAAGUUUUGGUUAAUUUGACAUUACUGUUGCGUUAUAUAUGUAUUGCAAUUUAUACAUCCCGUACGUAACCCAUCCAGUGUUUUUAUUACACUUUGUACAGUCAACAUCCUAAUUCCGUUGCGUGUGCAGCGAUCAUAACCUGUUUCUUGAUCUGACCAUGUCUCCUUCCCAGAAUUCCCAGUUUAUUACGGAUUUUGAAAAAUCCCGUGUGAACAAUUUAUUUUCCCGGAAUAAAAAGUAGCCAUUCGUUUUCCCGGAAUAAAAAGUAGCCAAUGUUACUUUUCCGUCUUUUGAAAUAACUUUAUACCAACAAAUAAAGACGUUUUCUUGUUUAGUUAGGGCGUGAAGGAAGGACAAACAAAAAGUCGCAUUGAUAAUAUUAGUAAGCGGUAGAGCGGUUUUAUUGUAUGUAGCGGUUUUAUUUUAUGUAAAUUUUCCCUACUAUUACAUAGUAUGUCAAUGACAAGGUUGCUUGGAUGCAUCCAGCUCCGAUUGCAUCUCUCACUAGAUAGAUAGAGAAAAGUUAAUGUUAAACUUUAAAAUGUAAAUUGUUGAUGUUAGAAAAGAGAACCUGCUGAGUUUCUUGCCGGUUUCUUCUCUGUAGAAUCUGCCUUCCGAACCGGUGGUAGAGUCACUACGCACAGACAGACUUGACGUUUCAAAAGUGCUUAUAUUAGGCCUACUUGAAAUAAAUGAUUUUGAUUUAUCAUACAUGUAUCAUAUAUAUGCACGUGCCAUAAUAGUUCACGGCGACUUGUCAACAGUCCGCAAUGGGGCCAAUUUCUGGGGCCAAAUCAAAUGAAUAGUUACAUUUAAUACGAUCUCCUAGGUUUUUUGAAUUAAUAAAUAAAUUUCCAAAUUGUACAUAUCUUAGGACGAAGGCGUUAAGGUUUUAACAUAUAAGAUUCUACGGUUAUCACUAAAAUAUAUCUCAUUACUUUAUAUAAUAAUGUCAACGAUUUUAUCGUAGUUAAUUAAAUUUGGUGAGGCGUGUUUCACUAUUUCUCAAUUAUUUAUUAUUUAUUAUUCACAAUUAUUUUUAAGAUAUUGAAAAUCUUUGUCUUGCCAUUUUUUAGUCCCGAAAUUAAUUAUCUUUUCACAAAUAUUUAGAUAGCUUGUAUAGGUGGAGGAUUUACCCAUUUGAUGCUGUCUUCAUACUUUAUGCCUACUCCAGUCAAAAACAUUGUGCACGCCACUGUCAAAAUUAUAUCAAAUGGAAACUGGAAUUGUACAUAAGGUUAUAUGAGUAUGACAAUCAUAAUAAAUAGAAGAAAUCGUGAAACACUGCCUCAAAUCUCUUUGUAAGUAAUUUUAUCUAUUAUGGUCUUUCCAAACAUAUCAGGGUCAGAGAGCAUUUUCUUGCAUUUCAUUCUUGUCCGUUUCAUGUUCUGACAGUUGUCUCACACAGUACGUUGACAUAUUGUUACUUAGCAAAACCUUUUUUCUUAUACGAUUUUCAGUGGUGUAUGCAAACAUGUAUAUUGUCAACAUUCAGUAAUACCGAAAUAAAUACGUAACGAAUGCACUGGACAUUAAUGUCAGAUUUGCCUGCUAUGCUAUGAGCAUGUAUUCCUUACAAUACUAACAGAAUCACAAACCUGUAUUGGUAAAGCGAUCAAAAAACCCGUCUCAAGACUCUGUAAAACCUUUUUAAAGUUUUUGGCACUCGGCGGACCGAAUUCUGAAAUAAUUCUGACCCUGCUAUGUCUGAACUGACCCUUACGGUGCCAUGCAAUUGUACCAAAAAUUUUAUCUGUUUUACCUUCGAAGUUCCUCUUGUCUCCACGCGAAAUAUCUUGUGAUUUUAUUUGUAAGUUCAAAAGUGUAACAUAAAGUACAAAAUAAAAAUAUUUUGCACCAAUU